This is a messenger RNA of Sphenostylis stenocarpa, 762 nucleotides long. NCBI's taxonomy places the organism in Eukaryota, Viridiplantae, Streptophyta, Magnoliopsida, Fabales, Fabaceae. The record is from the annotation of a GenBank genome assembly.
AUGAUGAAGAAGAUUGACCUUCUUGAAGCGGCAAAACGGAAGUUUUUGGGAGAAGGUUUGGGGUCUUGCUCCAUUGAGGAAUUGGAACGGAUAGAACAACAGUUGGAGAGGAGUUUAAGUAAUGUUCGAGCAAGAAAGCUCCAGGUUUUCAAAGAACAAAUUGAGCAACUAAAGGAAAAGGAAAAAGUCCUACUAGAUGAAAAUACCAGGCUCACUGAAAAUGCAAAGCUCUCUGAGAAGCAAUCAAUCAAGGAUCAGAAUGAACAUCAACCCCAAUACUAUGCAGAAAGUAGUCCAAGUUCAGAUGUGGAGACCGAAUUGUUCAUUGGACUUCCAGAACAAAGAACAAGACGCCUCUCUUAUCAGGAAGCCUCUCAAGAUUCCACCACAAAGGAAUCCUCUACUCCAGUUUAUACCAUUUGGUUCCAACUCCAUCUGAAACCUGAAAAUGAGUAUGGAGGGAGAGAGAGAUAUGAGGAUGAAGGAAUGUCCAUUGGAGUUAGACCUAAUGAAGAAGUGUCCAUGAAAACUAUCCAAAAUGAGUUAAAUGAUCCAACAUGCCUAAUUGCUAACAAAAACUUCGACAGAUAUGAGUACAGUAAGCUGGUGAUGAGAGAUAAAAUUGAAAGAGAAGAAAAUGGAAAGUACAAAGCGAAGAAGAGUAUUGAAUGGAGGCAGAGGGUUAGCAGAGUGACAGAGAAGUUUGAGAAGCCAAGAAGAAAAAGUACAUUAAAGUUUUCAUGUGUCAGAAGAACUGCAUAA